Molecule: messenger RNA, 2955 nt
Organism: Striga hermonthica
Lineage: Eukaryota; Viridiplantae; Streptophyta; Magnoliopsida; Lamiales; Orobanchaceae
Source: the annotation of a GenBank genome assembly
AUGGCUUCUCUGGAUCCUAUAGAUAUCAGUUCAUCAGAUAGUGAUUCAGAUUUACGUGAGAUAGACAACUAUAGGGACGAGUCUCCAAUUAGGGAUACCUCCUCAUCAGUUCCUCCCAGGAUACUUCCAGCAUGGAUGUCUCAAAAUAAUUCUAAUUUGGCAGUUCGUCAAGACCCUUCUUCUUCUUCUUCUUCCAAGAGGCAGAAUUUUGCUCAUAAUAAUAAUUUGUCAAGACCGCGCAAGCAUUUACACAUCACAGAGUCUUAUGGACCUUCAAGCUUGAUGAUUGAUGGUAAUAAUCACCAGAAGAACAGCUCAAAUAGUUCUGGUAGAUUGGUUACAAGCCCCAACAUUCACAUUUCUCAUCAACCUUUGAAGAGGUCCCUUCCUGCAUCUCUUCAUGCCUCUACAUCUAAUGUGCGAUCCAGCAGCCCAGUAGAAAAUGUUGUUGCAAGCGAACUUCGCGGCAUGUAUGCAAAUUCUUCUAAUGGGAAUAACUUGAUCAAAGAAAAUUCAAUCUGGGGCAGUGGGAGCAGUUCCUCAUUGUAUGAGAAAAAAGGAAAUAGAUUAUUGCCUCCAUCUUUGGUUCCUGGCAAGCAUACGUCGCCCUCAACAUUUGUUAGUUCUAAUGACCCUUUCCAUCAUACUGGAAUAGUUGAAGAAGGGCCUGCUGGAGCUGAUGAGAGUUUAGUUUUUCGAGCCGCCGUGCAGGACCUUCGUCAACCGACACUCGAAGCUAAUUUACCUGAAGGCCUCUUGUCGGUGCCUCUUCUUAGGCAUCAGAAAAUUGCUUUAGCAUGGAUGCUUAGUAAGGAAUCAUCUGGUUUAUGUUUGGGAGGGAUUUUGGCUGAUGACCAGGGCCUUGGUAAGACUGUGUCGACAAUUGCGCUGAUACAGAUGCAGAGACACCUUGAAAAAAAGGCCAAAAACAAAGUUUCUUGUAAUAGCAGGACAGAAGCGUUGAACUUGGAUGAUGAUGGUGGAAUUAGUGGUUUGAUUGCACUUGAUGAUGCAAACCAGAUUAAAGAAUCUGAUGAUUUUGCGAUAUUACCACGGGAAAGUAAAGGGUUCCGUAGCAGGAGGCCAACAGCAGGAACAUUGAUUGUUUGCCCAGCUAGUGUUCUUCGACAGUGGGCCCGGGAGCUGGAUGAGAAAGUUACAAGUGAGGCGAAACUUUCUGUUCUAGUUUAUCAUGGAGGCCAGAGGACUAAGGAUCCUGCUGCAUUGGCGAAGUAUGAUGCAGUCUUAACUACAUAUGCUAUUGUGACGAAUGAAGUUCCAAAACAACCGUUGGUUGAAGAGGAUGAUGAUGAACAGAAAGAUGGAGAGCUAUAUGGGCUGUCAUCUGCAUUCUCCAUGGAGAAGAAACGGAAGAAGCCCUCAGCUAAUAAGAAGUCCAAGAAGGGGAAAAAGGAUAAUGAUGUGUCUGCAUUUGAUAGUAAUAGUGGCACACUGGACAGGGUGAAGUGGUCUAGGGUUGUUCUGGAUGAAUCUCAAACAAUAAAAAAUCACAGAACUCAAGUGGCUAGAGCCUGCUGUAGCCUUAGAGCGAAAAGGAGAUGGUGCUUGUCUGGAACCCCAAUACAGAAUUCAGUGGAUGAAUUAUAUAGCUACUUCAGAUUUUUGCGAUAUGAUCCAUAUGAUAAGUUCAAAAAAUUUUCAUCCUCUAUCAAGUCCUUUAUUUUGAGGGACUCAGUUAAAGGUUACAAAAAGCUUCAGGUUGUCUUAAUGAAUAUCAUGUUGCGAAGAACAAAAGGUACAUUGAUUGAUGGUCAGCCUAUAAUCACAUUACCUCCCAAAAAAGUACAUCUGAUGAGGGUGGAUUUCUCUAUAGAAGAGCGAACUUUCUAUGAUAGGCUUGAAUCAGAUUCACGCAGACAAUUCAAGGCCUAUGCUGCUGCUGGCACCGUUAGUCAAAACUAUGCAAACAUUUUGUUAAUGCUUCUGAGACUUCGCCAAGCUUGUGACCACCCGUUACUUGUCAAAGGGGUGAGCUCUGACCCUGUUGGAAAGGUUUCAUCUCAGAUGGCCCAGAUGCUCCCCAAAGAUCUUCUAGUUAACCUGUUGAAACAAUUGGAAACUUCACAAGCAAUAUGUCUCGUAUGCAAAGAUCCUCCUGAAAAUGCAGUUGUCACAAUGUGUGGGCACGUUUUCUGCUAUCAGUGUGUCUCGGAUUAUUUAACCGGGGAAGAUAAUACAUGCCCCGCCUCUGCCUGCAAAGAACAACUCGGUGCUGAUGUUGUAUUUUCCAAAUCUACCCUUACGAAAUGCAUAUAUGAUGGGGUUGAUGGUGAUAACCCUGCUUCCAAAGAACACGGGGAGAAUUCUGUAGUUGUACAGAGUAACUAUGUAUCUUCAAAAAUCAAAUCUGCUCUCGAAAUUCUCAAGUCACAUUGCGUAUCAAAGAGAAGGCAGAGUUCCGAGUUAUAUCAUUUGGCCAGCACAUCAUCAUCAUCAGCUGAUUGUUCAGAGAGUAUAGAACGUGAAAAAGCAAUAGUUUUUUCUCAGUGGACCAGCAUGCUCGACUUGGUGGAAAUGUCCCUCAAGAAUUCAUGUAUCAGUUACCGGAGGCUUGAUGGUACUAUGUCAAUACCUGCUCGAGAUAAGGCUGUGAAAGAUUUUAACACUGAUCCUGAGGUUGACGUGAUGUUGAUGUCACUAAAAGCUGGAAACCUGGGCCUGAAUAUGGUUGCUGCUUGCCGCGUAAUCCUUUUGGAUCUAUGGUGGAAUCCCACAACAGAAGAUCAAGCGAUUGAUAGGGCUCACAGAAUAGGACAAACCCGGCCCGUGACUGUAUCGAGGCUGACCAUCAAGGACACAGUUGAAGACCGAAUUCUUGCUCUUCAGGAAGAUAAGAGAAAAAUGGUUGCAUCGGCUUUUGGUGAAGACCAAAGUGGGGGCCAACGCAGUCGCCUGACGGUGGAAGAUCUCAGGUUUUUGUUUGAAGGUCGUUGA